This is a messenger RNA of Xiphias gladius (swordfish), 3562 nucleotides long. RefSeq names its product SATB homeobox 2 (gene satb2). NCBI's taxonomy places the organism in Eukaryota, Metazoa, Chordata, Actinopteri, Istiophoriformes, Xiphiidae. Gene Ontology annotation, molecular function: DNA-binding transcription factor activity, RNA polymerase II-specific; RNA polymerase II cis-regulatory region sequence-specific DNA binding. The record is from RefSeq and is a predicted model, not a curated record. Gene Ontology annotation, biological process: chromatin remodeling; regulation of transcription by RNA polymerase II. The coding region runs from base 16 to 2718 and encodes 900 amino acids. The transcript has 14 exons.
GGGGUCUGGAAGAGGAUGGAGCGAGGAGGGGAGAGUCCCGUCACCCAGGACAGUCCUGAGCGGAGGGGGGGCAGCCCGGACCUCAGCGGUCUCCCACCGCCAGGGAAGAAGGGCCGGCUGGAGCUCAACGGGAGCCCCACCGGGCCACGCAUGCGCCACAACGGAGCCCCUCCGAGACCCCUGGGAGGUCUGAUGAUUCCCGUCUUCUGUGUGGUGGAGCAGUCCGAUGGAGGGAUUCAGACGGACGGAUGUGAGGGCAGAGAGGAGCACGCCGAGUUUGUCCUGGUCAGGAAGGACAUUCUCUUCUCCCAGCUGGUGGAGACGGCUCUGCUGGCCCUCGGCUACUCGCACAGCUCAGCGGCGCAAGCCCACGGCAUCAUCAAGGUGGGAAGGUGGAACCCUCUCCCCAUCCACUUUCUGACCGACGCCCCAGAAGCUACAGUUGCCGACAUGUUGAUGGAGGUCUACCACAUGGUCACACUACGUAUUCAACUACAAAGUUUUUCAAAACUGGACGACCUGCCCUGUGAACAGUGGAACCACGCCACUGUCAGGAACGCUCUCAAAGAGCUGCUGAAGGAAAUGAACCAAAGCACUCUGGCCAAAGAGUGUCCCCUGUCACAGUCUCUUUCUCUCUCCAUAGUGAAUAGUUCCCCCUAUACCCAUAGUUCCACUAUCAAAAAUGCCAAAGUUUGGGGAAAGAAAAGAAAGAAAAUCAAAGCUGUGGAUUAUCUGGAGAAGAUGUGGUCUGGACGAGAUGCUGCUGACAUCAAAAUAGAGAGAGACAACAUGGCAGACUUCUGUGUGCUGGGCCAGAGACCACCUCCUCACUUGGCCGGCCUCACCCAGCUCAGCCACCUGGGAGCUGGCAGUCCACUCCUCAAAGCAGGAUCUGGAGAUCCGCAGGCCGCCUCCCAGCCACCCCAGCAGCCUCCACCUCCCCAGCAACAGCCCUCGCCCCACGGCCCCCUCCACCACAGCCCUCCUCUCCGUACGGGCCAGGUGGCUCCUCCGCCCCCUCCGCCCCCGCCUGGUGCCCUGCAGCCCCUGCUGGGGCCAGGUGGGCUGCUCUCCCCUCAACUGUCCCCGCAGCUGGUACGUCAACAGCUCGCCAUGGCCCACCUCAUCAACCAGCAACUAGCCGUUAGCCGCCUGCUGGCCCACCAGCACCCCCAGGCCCUCAACCAGCAGUUCCUCAACCACCCGCCCAUCCCUCGGGGUUCAUCCAAAGCUGGCGGCGACCAUCCCGGGAGCAACCCCUCGGCCGCUGAGGUCUCCUCUGAAAUCUACCAGCAGGUCAGAGACGAGCUGAAGAGAGCUAGUGUCUCCCAGGCCGUGUUCGCCCGUGUGGCUUUCAACCGCACACAGGGCUUGCUGUCAGAGAUCCUGAGGAAGGAGGAGGACCCUCGCACAGCCUCACAGUCCCUGCUGGUCAAUCUGAAAGCAAUGCAGAACUUCCUCAACCUGCCUGAGAGCGAGAGAGACCGAAUCUACCAGGAGGAGAGAGAGCGCACCAUGAACCCUUCGGUCGGCCUUCCUGCCUCCAACUCCUCCAACCCCGGAGCUCCACGCCUCUCACAGAAAGUGUGGGAGAGGAGCUUGGAUGACCAGAUAACCCCUGAUACCUGGGCCUCCAUCUGGAAGAACAAGACUAAGAUCUCCAACUCGCCCAAGCCGUCCGGCCCGGCCCCCGACCUCCCACUGAAGCUAGAGUCGCUGGUCAACAUCACGUCAGGCAUCUAUGACGAAAUUCAGCAGGAGAUGAAGAGAGCCAAGGUGUCCCAAGCUCUGUUUGCAAAGGUGGCCGCCAACAAGAGCCAGGGCUGGCUGUGUGAGCUGCUUCGGUGGAAGGAGAACCCCAGCCCAGAGAACCGCACCCUGUGGGAGAACCUGUGCACCAUCCGGAGGUUUCUCACCCUGCCGCAGGCCGACAGAGACCUGGCUUACGAGGAGGAGUCCAGACACCAUCACAGCGAGAGGCUGCACACCGUCCUCCACCUCCCGCAGGACACACAGGUGUUUUGUCUUUCUCGCCAGGCGCUCCACAGGCCACCCCCGAACCCGAUGAAGGAGCACCGCCUGUCUCCGAUGCGUGAAGAACCAUUAUCUGCCCCGGGGAACGAGGAGGGGUCACAGAACGUGGGAGCAGGAGCUGCAGGCGGAUGUCAACCUGGCAAUGUUGGCAGCGCUGGGAGCAACAAGAAGCCACGAUCACGUACUAAGAUUUCCCUGGAGGCCUUGGGUAUCCUGCAGAGCUUCAUCCAGGACGUCGGCCUGUACCCAGACCAGGAGGCCAUCCACACCUUGUCGGCACAACUUGACCUGCCCAAACACACCAUCAUCAAGUUCUUCCAGAACCAGCGCUACCACGUCAAGCACCACGGUCGCCUCAAGGACCUGGGCGAGGGGGCCGCCGCCAGCGGGGGUGUGGACGUCAGCGAAUACAGAGAGGAAGAGUUGCUUUCGGGCUCAGAGGACCCAGAGUCCAGCGAGGACGGAGCUGAGGAGAUCUACCAGUCCACAGAGGGGAGCGGCGGGAGCACAGGGGGGCUGAACCAGCCUCCGGCCUCCUCUAGCACCAGCUCCAGCCAGUCGUCCUCAGGAACCAACGUGGCUCAGGAGGAGGGCAAGGACAAGGGGCACGGCCGGCCUGGUGGCAACAUGGCCCCCGGGAGCUCCUCAUCCAGUCCUAGAGAUCAGGCCGACUACCAGAGGUAGAGACUGACAAACAGAGGAGAGGAGAGAGAAAACGAGAGAGGGAGAAGAAACCAGAAAAAGAAAGGGUCUACACUAAAGAAAUGAGAAAUACGGCUGCACAGAAACUGCAUGAGACAUAAAUGUCUAUGUAGGCACAGAUUAACCAAGAAACCAUUAGACUGAAAUACUGUACAUGGCUGAAACCACGGGACAGACUCUUUAUAGUGACAAUCUCAGACAGACAUCUGUGAAACCCUGAUUUGUGGAGUGAAAUUACCUCAGCAAAAGACAGCAGGUUUGCAGUGUGCUGUGACAGCGGCAGUGGCUGUGUAACUGUGAAACAGUUUCCCGAGAAAUGCUCAAAUGAUUCACUCCAGACUUUCAUUAGCAGGUAAGACUGUUGCUGCUCAGGCCUCCAACCUACAGACAGACACAGACGCAAAAACUAAAUCUCCAGAACUUUCUCCCAAUCAGCCAAUCACCGGAGAAGAAACCCCACGGAGACGGGAUGGGACGGGAUCUCUUCGGCAUGGGCCAGGAAUUGUCCCUGCUCCUCCUCUCUAAAAACUGAGCACAGUCCCAUUGGACAUACUCCCGACAUGCUGGGUUGAACUUAGCCCGCUGAUCGACGUUUAUAGACUGGAGCCUGGGGCUUUCUGAGACCUCUACAACCCUAUAAAAAAAUCCUCAGGACACACACUGAUGUUGCUAAUGCUGUUGCCUGCCUGAGAACAUGGACAGACGCGUCAUUUCAUAGUGGAAGAAGGAAACGACCACCCGCCGUCCCGUCCUCACCGCACCAUCACACUCCAGAAUCACUACCAGUCCUAUCUAGCACUUACUGAUCACCAAGACACUGAUAUUU